AUGGCGGUUGAAGGUGUAAGCUCCAUGAAGCUAUCACAAAGAAACCUCGCAACCCAAGUCAUCACAGGACGGUGGUUCGUGGUGUUCGCUUCCUUUCUAAUCAUGUCAGCCUCCGGAGCCACGUACAUGUUCGGUCUAUACUCCGGCGUGAUAAAAAACUCCUUAGGCUACGACCAAACAACUCUCAACCUCCUUAGUUUCUUCAAAGACUUAGGAGGAAACCUUGGUGUCUUCUCCGGGUUAAUCAACGAAAUAACACCACCUUACGUUGUUCUUGCUAUUGGCUCCCUUCUUAAUUUCUUCGGGUACUUCAUGAUAUGGUUAGCAGUAUCCAAAAAAAUACCAAAACCAAAAGUUUGGCAAAUGUGUCUUUACAUAUGCAUAGGUGCGAAUUCUCAGUCUUUUUCAAACACGGGUUCACUUGUUACAUGUGUUAAGAAUUUCCCUGAAACUCGCGGUGUUGUGUUGGGGAUUCUAAAAGGCUAUGUUGGUCUUAGUGGUGCUAUCAUCACACAGCUUUAUAAUGCUAUUUACUUCAAUGACCCAAAAGCUUUGAUUCUUCUCAUUGCUUGGCUUCCUGCUGCAAUUUCUUUUCUUUUUCUUCGAACCAUUCGGUACAUGAAACCGGUUAAACAGAACAACGAACUUAAUGUUUUUUAUAAGUUUCUGUAUAUUUCACUUGGUCUUGCUAGUUUUUUGUUGGUUAUGAUUAUACUACAGCAAAAAGUGUCGUUUAAACAAAGUGAAUAUAUAGGAAGUGCUUCUGUUGUUCUUAUUCUCUUGUUUCUGCCACUUGCUGUUGUUUUUGUUGAACAAAAGAAGAUUCAAAAGGUUAAGGUUCCGUUUGUUGAUCCAUUUUCUGUUAAAAUAGUAGCUGAUCAAGGUGAUAAUAUCUCACCACCACCGACCACGAUGACAACGAUGACGACGACGACCGAAGAAAAAGAAACUAGAUGGUGGGAAAAUAUAUUCUCACCACCAAAAAAAGGUGAAGAUUUCACAAUACUUCAAGCACUUUUCAGCAUAGAUAUGAUCUUACUAUUCCUCGCCGGAACAUGCGGUGUUGGUGGAACCUUAACAGCCAUAGACAACCUAGGACAAAUAGGAACAUCCCUUGGAUAUCCAAAAACAAGCAUAAGCACAUUUGUUUCAUUGGUGAGUAUAUGGAACUACCUAGGUAGAGUUUUCUCAGGUUUUGUCUCGGAACAUGUUUUAACAAAGUACAAUUUCCCAAGACCACUCAUGCUUACAUUAACCAUGUUUCUAUCCUGUGUCGGUCAUCUUUUGAUAGCUUUUGAUGUUAAGAAUGGUCUCUAUUUUGCUUCGGUGAUCAUUGGAUUUUGCUUUGGUGCACAAUGGCCAUUGGUUUUUGCCAUAAUUUCGGAGUUGUUUGGGUUGAAAUAUUAUUCAACUUUGUACAACUUUGGUGGGGUAGCUAGUCCUAUUGGGUUGUAUUUUCUUAAUGUUAGGGUUACUGGUCAUUUGUAUGACAAAGAAGCUAAGAGACAGUUGUUUGAAAGUGGAGUUGCAAGAAAUAAAGAUCAGGAAUUGAAUUGUGUAGGGGCAAGUUGUUUUAAAUUGUCUUUCAUUAUUAUCACUGGAGCUACUUUGUUUGGUGCCAUUAUUUCUCUUAUUUUGGUGGCUAGGACUAUUAAAUUUUAUAAAGGGGAUAUAUAUAAGAGGUACCGGUCGGAAGCGGUGGAGGUUGGAGGAGAUACGGCACAGUUGGCGGUGGUUAAUAACGGUCGCCAGAGAGAACAAGAAGAAAAAACUCUUCGUUAG
Molecule: messenger RNA, 1782 nt
Organism: Vicia faba (fava bean)
Lineage: Eukaryota; Viridiplantae; Streptophyta; Magnoliopsida; Fabales; Fabaceae
Source: the annotation of a GenBank genome assembly